AGACACGAAGAAUUCGUCAGAGGAGUGACGAACCGUAACUAAAAGGAAAAAAAAAAAUUUUUUUAAAACGCGGCGGCCUUUGCCGUUUUUUCCUCGUCGUCGUGUGGUGAACAACAACCCCCCCCAGUUUGUGAAGAUGCAGUCUAGCCUGUUAUUCCUGUGUUGUUUCCUUUUCGUCUCCAGUCUUGGGGACCCAAUAAGGACCAAAAAAGAAGCACCUUUAAGUCCACCUUCAAAUCAGUAUGGUCCACCAGCAACCUCCUAUGGAGUUCCAAACGUAGGAAACUCUUAUAACGCACCGUCCGAUUCCUACGGUGCUCCACCACCACCACCUUCCUCCUAUGGUGCUCCAUCAGGGCCGUCCUCUUCUUACAACGCACCGUCGUCCAGUUAUGGUGCUCCAUCAGGACCGUCUUCUUCCUACAAUCCACCAUCGUCUAGCUAUGGUGCUCCAUCGGGACCAUCUUCUUCUUACCAUGCACCGUCAGGUUCAUCUUCUUCCUAUCACGCACCAUCAUCCAGUUACGGUGCUCCAUCAGGUCCGUCUUCUUCUUACGGUGCACCAUCGUCUAGUUAUGGCGCUCCAGCAGGUCCAUCUUCUUCCUACGGUGCACCAACUGACCACGGUAGUGAUCACGGCGACCAAGGAUACAGCAGUGGUGGAUCUUUUAAUGAUGAUCACGGAGGUGGGGGUGGACAUGGAGGUGACCACGGUUCCUUUGGAGGAGACCACCAUGGUGGUGGUGGAGGAGGAGGAGGAGGAGGAGUAUCAACUUCCUAUGGCCCUCCAUCGCAAUCAUAUGGACCUCCAGCGCAAUCAUAUGGACCUCCAGCGCAAUCAUAUGGACCGCCAGCUCAACCUCAAGGAAGAUGGGAGAAGAAAUUAACGUGGAAACCAGAAUGGAAACAAAUUUGGAAAACAGAGCAAAAAUUAACUUGGAAACAGGAAUGGAAAAAGGUUCAAGUACCUGUUUGGAAGGAAGUCCAGGUUCCAGCGUGGAAAGAAGUUAAGGUACCAGCAUGGAAAAAGGUUCAGAAGCCUGUUUGGAAAGAGAUCCAAGUUCCAGCGUGGAAGGAGGUCCAAGUGCCAGCCUGGAAAAAAGUUUGGAAGCCAGUGUGGAAAGAAGUACAGGUCCCCAUAUGGAAAGAGGUACAAGUACCUGAUUGGAAGAAGGUUUGGGUCCCUGAAUGGGUUAAAAUAGGUAUUCCCGGUGAGCAAUACGUCGGUAAAGAUCAGCAUGGAUGGCAAUAUACCAGUCAUGACCUUUGGAAAAAGAAACUGAUAUGGAAACCUGUGUGGAAGAAAGUCUGGAAGACAGAGAAGAAGCAGGUUUGGGUCAGCGAGAAGAAACUAGAAUGGAAGGCUGAAUGGAAACAGAUCUGGAAGACUGAGAAGAAACAGAUCUGGGUGAGCGACAAGAAAUUGGUUUGGAAAGAAGAAUCGGUUCAGGUUUGGGUGCCUGAAAAGAAGCAAAUUUGGGUGACGCAGAAGAAGCAGGUAUGGAAAGACGAAUGGAAGAGCAAGUGGGUGCCAGUGUGGAAGGAUGUGCAGGUACCAGCGUGGAAGAAGGUAUGGAAGCCUGUCUGGGAGAAAGUUUGGGUACAGGCCGAGCCCCACCACGAUGAACACCACGGAUACAAAUAAAAUUCCCCCCCGAGAUUCUUCGUUCGAUCCUCACUCAUCUGGACGAUAAAACGUCCGUCGUUGUUAAAGUUUUUUGCUAGUGUAGUCGUAGCCGGAGGAUCAAAGGUCCGUGUGUCGCGAAAGUCGUCAUCGGUACGCUCUUUUUUUUGCUCUCUUUUUGGAGGAAAAAUGAGGACUCGGCUGUUGUGUGUUUUUUAAAUCAAUGGGAACGUAAAACUACGUUCGCGAGUCAAGAGACUUUAUUCUUGGUACUAAAAAAACGUUUUCACAGUAGGAAAUUUUGAAAUUAUUGACAUUUAAUAAUCUUUUAAGAGGGCGGAGAAAUAUUUUCUUAUUGUCUUUAUACUUUAUUUUUUCUU
Frieseomelitta varia is the source of this 2004-nucleotide messenger RNA. Its product is annotated as one cut domain family member 3-like. The transcript has 3 exons. Bases 137 to 1645 code for a protein of 502 amino acids. The record is from RefSeq and is a predicted model, not a curated record. Lineage: Eukaryota; Metazoa; Arthropoda; Insecta; Hymenoptera; Apidae.